Prunus dulcis (almond) is the source of this 1284-nucleotide messenger RNA. Its product is annotated as rust resistance kinase Lr10-like. Gene Ontology annotation, biological process: protein phosphorylation. Gene Ontology annotation, molecular function: protein kinase activity; ATP binding. The record is from RefSeq and is a predicted model, not a curated record. Bases 202 to 1284 code for a protein of 360 amino acids. NCBI's taxonomy places the organism in Eukaryota, Viridiplantae, Streptophyta, Magnoliopsida, Rosales, Rosaceae. The transcript has 2 exons.
GCAGAAGACUCUAUUGAUCCCAUAUACUAUCGCUUCAACCUUAACAGGCAUUUCCCUUUGUAUAAUCACAACUUAUACGGUCAUCAGCUUGCAGUCUGUGCAGUCGUUUACCUCACACUAUACGUAGCAGCCAAAUUUACAUUUGGUUUUCCCCUUGUAACUGCACUGCUAAUUUAUAAAUGGCGAAGGAGGCACUUGUCAAUGUAUGAGAAUAUAGAAGACUUUCUACGGAGUAAUAAUAAUCUCAUGCCAAUACGGUACUCUUACUCGGACAUCAAAAAGAUGGCUAGAGGUUUCAUGGACAAGUUGGGGGAAGGAGGCUAUGGCUCUGUAUACAAGGCAAAGCUCCGUAGCGGUCGCCUUGUAGCCAUCAAGAUGUUAGGCAAGUCCAAAACUAAUAAUGGCCAAGACUUUAUCAAUGAGGUUGCUACCAUCGGAAGGAUUCGCCAUGUUAACGUGGUGCGACUUAUUGGCUUCUGUGUUGAAGGUUCAAAACGUGCUCUUGUAUAUGAUUUCAUGUCUAAUGGGUCUCUCGAGAAAUACAUUUUUUCUCAACAAGGAGAUGUGUCUUUAAGUUGCCAUAAAAUAUUUGAAAUCGCACUCGGAGUGGCUCGUGGUAUUGAUUACCUCCAUCAAGGCUGUGACAUGCAAAUUUUGCACUUUGACAUCAAGCCUCACAACAUUCUUCUAAACGAGAAUUUUACUCCCAAGGUCUCUGAUUUUGGGUUAGCAAAGCUAUACCCGUUGGAUAAUAGCAUUGUAUCUUUGACUGCAGCAAGAGGAACCAUGGGAUACAUUGCUCCAGAACUGUUCUACAAAAACAUUGGAGGUGUUUCGUACAAAGCUGAUGUGUAUAGUUUCGGAAUGCUAUUGAUGGAAAUGGCUGGUAGAAGGAAAAACCUGAAUGCGGGUAUAGAACAAUCAAGCCAAUUUAGCCAAAUCUUCUUUCCGACAUGGGUUUCUGAUCAGUUGAAGGCAGGAAAGGACAUAGAAAUAGGAGAUGAUGCAACAGAUGAGGAAAAGAAGAUCAUAAAGAAGAUGAUGAUGGUGGCUUUAUGGUGCAUACAAAUGAAGCCUAUCGAACGCCCUUCAAUGAAUAAAGUAGUGGAGAUGCUUGAAGGAGAAAUUGAGAGCCUCCAAAUGCCUCCAAGGCCUUUCUUAUACCCACAACAAAUUCCUGCAGAUUAUGUUGAUCUGGACAAUCGAAGUCCCUGUACAUCAAGUGCUUCAGAAUCUGAAGAGAUUACUUUGAUUGCCGAUGCAAAUGAAGUGAAUCAAUAUUAG